AUGGGCUUCGCGGUGACGGCCUGGUGGGUCAUAGUGGAGGUUUCCUGCAGGAUUCUGGGUAUUUCUACGGCAGCAGGUAGGAGACCGCAGGACUGUCAUUGACUGGACACACACAAUCUCUCACACACAGCGGCAGGUAGGAGACAGACUGUAGGCCUGGACUUGAAUAUGAUACUGUGAGACAACCUGCAAUAUUGUAAUCUAUCACAGAGGUUGUGAAAUGUGAGCAUGUGUGUGAGUGUAGAGUUUUAAUGUUGAACCUUAAGGUUUAUCUCCCUCUUGUUCUCUAGUGAGAACAGCAGGCUAAACAAUCUAGACUAAUAUUUACUGUAUAACCCUGCUGUACCAUAUAUAACCGUGUUUUAGUGCUCCUAGAAGGCUUGAGACACAGCGCUCCCUCAGUCUCAGAUUAUAUAUUUACUGCCCUCAUACUAUAUCAUACCAUGUUUCACAUACUUGCUUUGUUUCAGCUACAGUUCACUCUCUACCUCUUGUAAUAUCCCUUAUAGGGUCCGGUAUUUAUAGUAUAAUAUACAUAGGCCUAGGGCUGUGGCGGCCAUGACAUUUUAUCAGCAGGUGAUUGUCAAGCAAAUAACUGCCAUUCUCACAUUAAUUGACCGUGAAUUAACAUAAACACAUUUAGCAUCUCCUGGCUUCCACGCAUAGCCUACAAGCCACUGAUGCAGACCAUUGGAACGUCUACAUUUUCAAAAGUCGAAUAAAUCCAUGUAAUAUAGCCUACAUCAUCACAAUAAAUCCAUUAUUUAUUUCAAACAGGUCUAAAGAAACAUGAUAUGAAGAAAAUGUAGUCUAUUUCAGAAGAACAGAAUAGCAUACUCUGAGUUGUCCUUAUUUUAGGCCCUGAUCUGGCUAUGCCAUAUGGCUGUGGGCUACACUAGUUCAUUUAGCAGACGAGAUUUGCUUAGAAUUCCGUGGCAUUAUUUUAUAUUGUUUUAUAAUAUGAAGAAUACAAUUGUACAUAGCUGAAUAAAACAGAAAGGAUAUUUUCUCCAAACGAUUUGAGGGAGUGCGCACAUGCGGCAAAUCUGUGUUGAGCGGUUAACAAGGAAACAGGUACUCCUAUAAGCUUAAUUUAGAGUUAUUUAUGUAACUUUAGUUGUGAUACAAAUGUUGGGCUAUAUGUUUUGAUGUUCAAUACAUUCUAAGGCUGCAUGAUGCGACUCUAAUGAUGAUUUGAAAAAAGUCGCAUGAAAGGCAUGAGCUCUGCUUUGUUUAUUGCGCAGACUGUACACACUUCAUCAGUCUCUCAUUCACAAUUUUACAAGCGCUUGAUAAUGCCUCGAAUUUCCUGGCUGCAUCCCCUUUGAGUGGCCAUAAUGCCCCCUAAACAAAUCCAUGCCUUUUGCGGCCAGUGACCAGCAUGCCGAAGCACCUCUCACUCACAUGGCUCUCCAUCAAGUGAUCGGGUCUUUCGCACAGGCUACAAGUGAAGACAGACACAUCCGGGACACAACUGCGCGCAUCUUUGUCCAAUUCCGAGGCGCAUAUUGAAGAUAUUGAAAGAACUGUCCACAUUUACUUUUCUUCAGCCAACAAGAUGAGUAGGCCUAAUGAACAGCAAAAGCAUUAGCCUAUGUCAAUCUACUAUCCCCCAUAGUACAAAAGUUGACCUAUUCUAUUCUGUGCGAGAAAUAAAUAUUCCAAACAUUGUCUGGGACAGUUGUGGGAUGCAAUAAAUCCCAAAUUAAUACAACCACUAGCAUCAAAAAAACUCUUUUAAGCAAUGAGCCUGAGGCAACAGAUGAGAACAUUUAACUUAAAAUGUUGAUCAACUAUUAGGCUAUUUCUUCACAUUAUAAGCGCAGCAAUGCGCACACGGCAGUAGGCUAUAAGCGCAAAUGUUCCAUUAGCAGGAAAACACCAUUCUCAAAAGUGUCCACAAAUGUGAUUAUGCAUGUAUUGCUUUUAUUAUAAAGGUGCAUUUUUUUGGUGAGAAUUAUCUUCCCCAAACUUGAAACUCACGCGCUGCAUAUGUAUGCCACUUAGGCUCUACACCAGUUGUAAAGCGGAUUAAUGUGAUUUAUUUUAAAGAAGUUAUUUGGCCACUUUAGUUGUAAAGUGUAAUACAAACCUUAUGAAAACAUAUAGGCCUAUGUGCUAGGCUACAUGAGGUGUUUGCCUUAAGCAGGGCAUCAUUCACAAGUGAUAAUAUAUCAUUCACAAGUGAUAGGGUAAUAUUACAUUUACGUCAUUUAGUAGACGCUCUUAUCCAGAGCGACUUACAGUUAGUGAGUGCAUACAUUAUUUUUAUUUUUUUUCAUACUUGCCUCCCAUGGGAAUCGAACCCACAACCCUGGCAUUGCAAACACCAUCCCUGCCGGCCAUUCCCUCCCCUACCCUGGGCCAAUUGCGCGCCACCCCAUGGGUCUCCCGGUCGUGGCCGGCUACGACAGAGCCUGGAUUCGAACCAGGAUCUCUGGUGGCACAGUUAACACUGCAAUGCAGUGCCUUAGACCACUGCGCCACUCAGGAGGUUAUAUUGUCACCCAUCACACUAUUAUUGAUUUAAUCUUGUCUUUACAUAUACUAAAUAAUAUAUGUGUGAAAUUUGUUUUGAUUUAGAAUGGACCAUUAUCAUGCACCUGUCUCGAAACAGGGGCAGCGGGAAAAAAUUGAUGUAAUCUAUGCACUUAAAUAGCGAAUGGAGGACGCUUUUCACGUGGUUCAUUUUCAUGUCAGUCAGGUAUGCUAUACUCCUGCUGUAAAGAGAAGCAAUGUGCUUAAUAGUAGGAAAGUUGAGAAAUAAAUAUAGUAGGCCUAGCCUAUAGAAAGCUGAUGGGAUCCUCCUCUUUUUAAUAGAGGCAAUCACUCUGUUCUCACGCAAUUGCAUAGCCUAUAGAAAUGUUUAGCAACAUGAGCUCAUGGGCUCUCAUGAAGUGUUUGAUUAGAUUUUCAAUUACAUUUGCAUUGAUGUCAGAGUGAUUAGAGGGACAAUAGAGUGCGGAGUACCAGGCAGUUAGUAAGUUUGUUAGGCUACUAAUGACCAUCAGCAGCAUCAGAGCUUGGAGAAGUCUAAUUACCAUGACUAAACGGUCACGUGAAUUUUGACUGUCAUCAUGUCUUGUGACCACCGUGUGGCGGUAAUACGGUCACCGUAACAGCCCUACAUGGGCCUUUUAUAUGUCUGAGCUGGGUGGUAUGUGUCUAGUUUCAAAUCAUACAGAACUCUUAUCUCCUAGUGUUUUAUUGUCUAAUUUGAUCGUACACUGCCACACAGACACACACACACACACAGACACACACACACAUACCUUUUAGAUCUACAGCGUCCCCUUGAGAAGCCUGUUAUUUUCCACUGGGUCUACUCUACAGGCAAUUCUCCUAACACUCCAUAAAGUCCUAAAAACGAUUUAGCCUUGUUCCCCUGACCUAGACACAUUCCCCUGGUGCAGAUCCCAGCACCACAUUUCUGGUAAAUAGGUCUGACUAAUGGCUUCCACAUGUUAGUAGUGAUCACCGUUUCAACCCUCUUACCUCACACAGAGACACACACACACACACACACACACACACAGAGAGAAACACAUACACACACACAGAGAGACACACACACACAAUAUUUACAGUUUUUCCCAAUUGCUAAAACACAAUUUUGCAAACUAUGCUGGUUUUAUCAAAAUACUUAACACAAUUCACAAAACCACACACCCAAACUGCAAAAUACCUCAUAUAACCUGCAAAAUGAAGCACUGCAACCAAAACUACAUAUAGCAUUAUCAAAAUCAAACGUUUGCACGAAAUGGCACACACUUCAUUCAUAUUACCAGAUUGUUGUCUAACCAACUACACACUGUUGGGCAUAAUGAAAAGCACUCUCAUCUUUAGUAUGCUUUGCCAUAAUACUAAAAUAGUUCAAAUUGUAGAAAUUCUUCAGAUUGUUCACAUGCACAGAAAUAUUUGCAGAUACACACACAUGCUGUUGAAAGAUUUUAUUUUUUAUUGUUCACCAAACAAGUCAGUGCAACGUAUGCACAGCAGAUAUAUUUACAUUAGACUGAACAAAAAUAUGCUCACAAAAAACAGUAAACUGAAAAAGAAAAUUGCAGAAAAAAUGUGGAGAAAAAAUAUAAAGAAAACAAAAAGAGGCAAGAAAAAUAAUGAGUCAGCAUCUUGCCGCACAGCUAGGUCUGGCCACAACGCCUCGUCCACAUCACAGGCAAUAUAUUCCCUUACCAGACAUCGAGGGAAGAAGCGCCUUGAGUGCCUUAUCCAUCCCUGAAUCGCACCCACAUCAAUCUCAUCAUAUGCUUCUUCCAUAGCCUGCACAAGAGGCAUGCGCACAAAGGGCUGCUGGUCGUAUACCUUCCACCGCCAUGCCGAAAAUAACUAUUCUAUGGGGUUCAGAAGUGGUGAGUAUGGUGGGAGGUAUUGCACAAGAAAUGGUGGGUGGGUGGUCAGCAAACCAGUUUUGGACUGGGGCUGCGCGAUGAAAGCUCACGUUGUCCCAUACUACAACGUACCGGGUUCUUUGAUGGUCUGCAUCAUUCAUACGCUCUGGUGGUAUGAGAAUGUUGUGGAGUCUGUCCAGAAAUGUGAGAAUAUGGGCUGUGUUGUAUGGUCCAAGGUUGGCAUGACGGUGGAGGACACCAUGCGUAUUGGAGAUGGCAGCGCACAUUGUGAUGUUCCCACCACGUUGGCCAGGAACAUCUAUAAUGGCUCUGUGGCCAAUUACGUUUCUCCCCCUUCUUCUGGUCUUUGCUAGGUUGAACCCAGCCUCAUCAAUAAAGAUGAAUUCAUGUGGGAUUGCAUGAGCAUCCAUUUCCAGUACUCCCUGAAAACAAAGAACAAAAGCAGUCAAUAUGGUGUUAUCCAGUACACUGGGAAACAAUGUUGCGUGUAGUGUACUGCAGUCAAUAUUGUACUUACAUCCACAUAUGCUCGUCUGACCUCUUUGUUUCGUUGAGAGUUUCUCUCAAACGGCACCUUAUAAAGUUGUUUCAUUCUGAUUUGGUUUCGCUUGAGAAUGCGAGCCAAUGUGGACAGACUGACUCGUUGAAUGUUGUUGAAUAUGGUGUUGUCUUGGAUGAUGUGGCUCUGAAUUUCUUGUAAUCUGAUUUUAUUUGGCCCCUUCCUCCACCAUGGCUGCGUAUCUCAGUCCUUUAGAAAAACAAAAAAACAAAAAUAUAGGGCUUGGACAAUGCAGCCUAAAGAUAUUUCCCCCACAGUAGAGUAAAUUGUACAGGAAACUUGUGCAGUUAGUGUAUGACAUCAGCCAUUCAUGAAGUAAACAGGUGUCACUCAACUGAUACACUAUGACAUGGGGUGUACUACAUAGUGUGAAAGAAAUCUUGGUUACAUACCUGUACUCCAGUCUAAAUGUCCGGAUGACACAGCCGACAGUAAAACGGCUCAAGUUGGGCUGCACUCUCUGUCCAGACUCUCGCAUUGUCAGCCCAUGGUUGAUGACAUGAUCAACUAAGGUUGCUCUGAUUUCAUUUGAAAGUUGUUGUCUUCUUUGGCCAUGAACUCCUCUACCAGCUCUACCCCUACCUCUCACUCUUCCUCCCCCUCUCAUUCUCCCCCUCCCUCUUCCUCUUCCUCUUCCUCUCUCUGCAACAUCUUCCAUUGUUGUUGUAAAACAGAAGGUGCUCACCUGUGGUCUUUUCAUAGUGCUUACUUCCUGAUUGAAGUGGUAACAAUUAACCAUUGAGGUGUUUGGCCAGGUGGCACAUGUAUUGGUCAAUGAGCUCAUGUAGUGUCAUUUUGAAUGGCAGUGUUUUGAAAUGGCAAACGUGACUUUAUGUCAGAUUGUUGUGACUUAUGCAGAGAACCGUGUGCAGUGCAUUAAAAAAGUGCCAUUUUGAAUUGCAAAAUGUGAGUAAAGCAGAACAUGUGUUUAGAUUUUUGGAGACUUGUGUCAGUUUAAAUAAUUGUGCUGUGCAUGUCAUUUUAGUGUGUUAGCAAUUGGAAAAAACUAUAAACCCUUUUAAAGUCACACACACACACCCUAUUAAACCAUUUAAAGUCAUUUAGCCUAUCCUAAACAAACAACCCACAACCCACAAUGUUGACAUAUUGCAGUGGUACCUACUGUACUGCAUAUGCAGAUACAGUACCAGUCAAAAGUUACUCAUUCAAAGGUUUUUCUUUAUUUUUAUUAUUUUCUACAUUGUAAAAUAAUAGUGAAAACAUCAAAAAUAUUAAAUAAUACAUAUGGAGUCAUGUAGUAACCAAAAAAGUGUUAAACAAAUCAAAAAAGUAGCCACCCUUUGCCUUGAUGACAGCUGUCACGUCUGCUCCUCCCCUCCGGCGUGCGACGUCGCCGGAAUACUAACCACAGGUCCUGCCAUCCAUCAUUACACGCACCUGCAGAUCAUUAUGAUUCACACAUGUACUCCAUUACCUUCCUCAUUACCUCCCCUUUAUAUGUCCCUCCCUUAUGUUUAUUCCUCAGUCGUUAUUGUUCAUGUGUUUAUGCUAUAUCGCCACUGUUACGCUGUCUCUUUUCAUGUUUGAUGUUUAAUUAAACGUUUCACCUGCACCUGCUUCUCGACUCACAGCAUCAUUGUUACAGAAUACCGACUCAAACCAUGGAAGCAGCAGGAAAUUCAAAUAUCUCUCAGACGGUCGAUGAACAGGGUUAUCUUCUACAUCAACACCAUGACCAGCUGGCACAACUGGGAUCGGUUGUGGAGGAGGUUCUUCGCAGUGUGCAACGUCUCGAACACACCCAGGAGGCGUUGUCUUCAUCCAGCGGAGGAUACUCUACAACCAGUCGACCCAACGAGCCAGCACAUCAGCCCAUUCAGCAACCCGCUCAUGUCAGCGAUGCCCAUUUAUCCCUCCCGGAUAAAUAUGACGGUACACCAUCAAAAUGCCGUGGCUUCCUACUUCAAUGCGCUCUCUAUUUUUUGCAUCAGAGGGGAACUCCCACAACCGAGAAGUCCAAGGUUCCCACAGAGAUUUCUCUGCUGACUCGGCGGGUGUUGGAGUGGGCUACGGCCUUCUGGGAGAGAGGAGAGGAGGAACUUGAUUAUUAUGAGGGGUUCAUGGCUCUGUUUGUUUAAAUGUAUUUUUGAUCAUUCCCCGGAGGGCAGAGAGGGAGGUGAGCGGCUACUGCAAUUGUGGCAGGAUAACCAGACGGCUGCUGAGUACGCACUCACCUUUCGGACAGUAGCAGCAUCCAGUGGCUGGAAUGAGCCGGCGCUUUGUACACUAUUUAGAAGAGGUUUGUGUGAAGAGGUCCAGACGGAACUGGCCUGUCGAGACGACAACCUCUCCGUGGACGCACUCAUCCGUCUGGAUAACAUACUUCGGGAGCGCCGGUACUCUCAUCACUUCUCUCCCUCCCUCAGUGAACACCCGGAAUCAGAGUCUGAACCCAUGGAGGUAGGGGUCACUCGUCUCCCUGUGGCAGAGCACCGCAGACGGAUACAGCUGGGGCUCUGUCUGUACUGUGGAGAGGGAGGGCACAAGCUCCAGAGGUGUCCGGCAUGUCCGAAUCCAGGAUCCACAAGAGCAGAGGGACGGUCACGUGAUCUUCCAUCCCCUAGGGCAGGAGUGAGUAUUCCAUCUUCAUCACUGUCUACUAGACUCUUUUUGGUGUCCAUUACACUUUCAUGUACUGUGUCUACAGUGUUAGUGGAUUCUGGUGUCUCUGGGAACUUUAUUGACCAGACCCUUGCCUCCUCUCUUAACAUCAACUCAUACCCGCUCUCCUCUCCUUUUCCGGUUCAAGCCCUGGAUAGUCGGCCUUUAGGAUCCGGAUCCGUCACCCACAUCAUUCAACCGCUCACCCUCACCGUGGAGUCCAUUCAUCGGGAGAACAUUCCCUUCUUCAUUACCAGUGCACCAGUCCACAAGAUCAUCCUCGGCGUCCCUUGGCUUCAACGCCACAACCCUACCAUCUCAUGGUCAAGAAUGAGAAUUACAGACUGGUCACUCGAAUGCCGGAGGACCUGCUUCCCUGUCCCCUGUGGUUCCACGUCGGUUGAGAGUGCUGUGGUUGCCCUUCAGCCCAACAUCCCGGAGGUAUACCAGGACCUGUGGGAGGUAUGCUUCAAGACCCACGCCACCUGUCUUCCUCCUCAUCGCCCCUGGGACUGUGCCAUCGACCUGCUUUCAGGUUCUGCGCCUCCGCGCAGACGCAUCUACCCUCUGUCGGUGGCUGAGACCCAGGCCAUGGAGGAUUACUUCCAAGAGGCGCUCCAACAAGGUUUCAUCUGCACGUCCACUUCCUCUGCAUCAGCUGGUUUCUUCUUCGUGGCCAAGAAGGAUGGAGGGUUACUUCCCUGCAUUGACUACAGAGGACUCAUCGAAAUCACCUCAAAGUAUCGGUACCCUCUCCCAUUGGGGCCAUCAGCCACCGAGCAGCUCCGCGGGUCACGGUUCUUUACCAAACUGGACCUGCGGAGUGCAUACAAUCUCAUUCGCAUCCGGGAGGGGGAUGAGUGGAAGGCGGUUAUGCAUGAUGUCUGGUCACUACGAGUACUUGGUAAUGCCAUAUGGCUUAGCCAAUGCUCCGUCAGUGUUCCAGGCAUUCGUUAACGAGGUGUUCAGGGACAUGCUCGGCCGUCAGGUGGUCGUGUAUAUCAAUGACAUCCUGAUCUACUCGGCUACCACAUCAUUCACGUUCGAGCAGUCCUGGAAUGCCUUCUCGCCAACCACCUGUUCGUCAAGGCUGAGAAGUGCCAAUUUCACCAGAGGACGGUGUCCUUCUUAGGCUACCAAAUCAGUCCGCAGGUUGUGAAGAUGGAUGACAAGAAGGUAGAUGCAGUCAGGUCAUGGCCAGUUCCAACCACCUUAAAGGGGUUACAAUGGUUUUUGGGGUUUGCCAACUUCUACUGCUGCUUCAUCAGGAACUUUAGCUCUGUCGCCGCUCCUCUCACCUCUCUCCUUAAAUGAGGGCCCCGUAGGUUGGUGUGGAACCCAGCAGCCGAUGAGGCCUUCUGUCUACUCAAAGGACGUUUCACCUCCGCCUCAGUGAUCAAACACCCAGAUCCCACGACAUCCUUUGUGGUGGAGGUGGCCGCUUCAGAGGUAGGCGUGGGGGCAGUUCUGUCUCAACGACAGGGUAACCCACAGAAGUUGUACUCAUGUGCGUUUUACUCUAAGAAACUGUCCCCUGCAGAGAGGAAAUACGACGUCGGUGAUCGUGAGCUGCUGGCGGUAGAGUUUGCAUUAGAGGAGUGGAGACACCGGCUGGAGGGCGCCAAGGAACCAUUCGUCAUUCUCACCGACCAUCGGAACCUGGAGUACAUACGGACAGUGAGGAGGCUGAAUCUGCGUCAAGCAAGGUGGGCCCUUUUCUUCACAAGGUUUGACUUCACGCUGACCUUUCACCCAGGUUCUAAGAACACCAAGGCCGAUGCGCUGUCCCGUCUCUAUGAUUCAGGGGAGGGUCCUGUCCAGAAUGCGCCCAUAAUUCCAUCCUCCUGAGUCGUAGCUCCUGUGGUCUGGGACGUAGAUGUGGACAUCCGCCAGGCUCUGGAGAGGGAGCCCGCACCCACUAAUUGUCCUCCAGAGCGCAUUUACAUUCCCACAGGAUAAGAGAUUGGCUGCUGACCUGGGCACACACAGCUGUCAUCACUGGACAUCCAGGUAUUUCUCGCACUACCCAAUCCAUCUCUGGGAAAUACUGGUGGCCCACCUUAGCGCAGGACGUCACUCGCUAUAUCAAUUCCAGUUCUGUAUUUGCUCAAACCAAGUUCCCCCUGGAACGCUCCAGCAGGGAAUCUCCUGCCACUUCCCGUGCCUCAGUGACCCUGGUCACAUCUAUCCAUUGACUUUGUAACCGAUCUCCCCUCCUCUGAUGGUUUCACCACCAUUUUGUUUGAAGUGGAUAGAUUUUCUAAGUCCUGUCAUUUAUUCCCUCUUCCAGGUCUCCCCACUGCUCUCCAGGUUUCUGAGACACUCUUCCAGCAGGUCUUCCGGCAUUAUGGCCUUCCGAGGGACAUGGUCUCUGACCGUGGGCCCCAAUUCACAUCACGAGUGUGGAGGGCCUUCAUGGAGAAGCUCGGGGUCACGGUCAGCCUCACUUCUGGGUACCAGCCUCAGUCCAAUGGGCAGGUGGAGAGGAUGAACCAGGAGCUUGGGAGGUUCCUGAGGAGUCACUGUCAGGACCGGCAGGGUGAUUGGGCACGAUUCCUUCCAUGGGCAGAGUACGCCCAGAACUCGCUAAGUCACUCCUCCACCGGGUUGACCCCCUUCCAGUGUGUUCUGGGUUUUCAGCCGGCCCUGGCACCAGGGACCCCGGGACAGACCGAAGCUCCUGCGGUUGAUAAGUGGUUCCGGCGCACAGAAGAGGUGUGGAGCGACGCUCAAGUGAGACUCCAGCGUGCCGUCCAUCGUCAAAAGGAAUGGGCAGACCACCACCGCUGUGAGACCCCUGUGAUCCACCCUGGGGUUCGCAUCUGGCUUUCUACCAGGAACCUCCCACUCCACCUGCCCUGCAAGAAACUGAGCCCCCGGUUUGUGGGGCCAUUCAAGGUUCUCCGGAGGGUCAACGAGGUGACGUGUAGGUUACAGCUGCCCAGUCACUAUCGUAUCUCACCCUCUUUUCAUGUCUCCCUUCUCAGGCCGUUGGUUCCUGGUCCCCUAGCUGAAGUAGUCCCCCACGACACCCCCCCACCCCCCCUGGACAUCGAGGGGAGUCCGGCAUAUGCUGUCAGAUUGCUACUGGACUCCCGGCAUCGUGGGGGUCGGCUCUGCACCUGGUGGACUGGGAGGGGUAUGGCCCAGAGGAGCGGUGUUGGGUUCCGGUGGAUGACAUUCUGGAUCCCAACAUCAUCCGUGAUUUCCACCUUCGCCGCCCGGACCGACCCGCUCCUCAUCCUCGGGGUCGUCCCUCUGGUCGGUGUCAUCCUGCGGCGUGAACCGUGCAUCAGAGGGAGGGUACUGUCAUGUCUGCUCCUCCCCUCCGGCGUGCAACGUCACCGGAAUACUAACCACCAGUCCUGGGAUUCAUCAUUAUGCACACCUGGCAUCCAUCAUAACACGCACCUGCAGAUCAUUAUGAUUCACACCUGGACUCCAUUACCUUCCUCAUUACCUCCUCUUUAUAUGUCCCUCCCUUACGUUUAGUCCUCGGUCGGUAUUGUUCCUGUGUUUAUGCUAUAUUGCCACUGUUACGCUGUCUCGUUUCAUGUUUGUUGUUUUACUAAACGUUUCCCCUGCUUCUCGACUCACAACGUCAUUGUUACAACAGCUUUGCACACUCUUGGCAUUCUCUCAACCAGCUUCAUGAGGUGGUCACCUGUAAUGCAUUUCAAUUAACAGGUGUGCCUUCUUAAAAGUUAAUUUCUGGAAUGUAUUUCCUCCUUAGUGCGUUUGAGCCAAUCAGUUGUGUUAUGACAAGGUAGGUGGGGCAUACAGAAGACAGCCCUAUUUGGUAAAAGACCAAGUCCAUAUUAUGGCAAGAACAGCUCCAAUAAUCCUUGUCGACUAAUCUCCCAGUCCCUGCCGCUGAAAAACAUCCCCACAGCAUGAUGCUGCUACCACCAUGCUUCACCAUAGGGAUGGUUCCAGGUUUCCUCCAGACGUGACGCUUGGCAUUCAGGCCAAAGAGUUAAAUAUUGGUUUCAUCAGACCUGAGAAUCUUGUUUCUCAUGGUCCGAUUCCUUUAGGUGCCUUUUGGCAAACUCCAAGCGUGCUGUCAUGUGCCUUUUACUGAGGUGUGGCUUCCGUCUGGCCACUCUACCAUAAAGGCCUGAUUGGUGGAAUGCUGCAGAGAUGGUUGUCCUUCUGGAAGGUUCUCCCAUCUCCACAGAGGAACUCUGGAGCUCUGUCAGAGUGACCAUCGGGUUCUUGGUAACCUCCCAGACCAAGGCUCAAUUUCGAGACUGAUAACAAAGUUUCUGAAUACUUAUGUAAAUAAGGUAUUUCUGUUUUUAAUUUUCAUACAUUUGCAAACAUUUCUAAAAACGUGUUUUAUCUUUGCCAUUAUAGGAUAUUGUGUGUAGAUUGAUGAGGGAAAAAAUUAUUCAAUCAAUUUUAGAAUAAGGCUGUAACGUAACAAAAUCUGGAAAAAGUCAAGGUGUCUGAAUACUUUCCGAAUGCACUGUAUUUUGAAUUGUUGGAAAUUACAUAUUUUCUGAGAUAUUGUUACAGUUUAGAAGCCGCAGUAUUCUGUGAUACCAGAGGUGGGCAAAAUAUACAUCAAAAUGUAUCUUGUUACAAAUAGAAGAUACUCUAAAGACCAAUGUAUCAAACUAAAACACAAAAUACUUUUGCAAAAAGUAUUGUACUUAGAUAAAAUACAGGUAUAAUAUACAUUUGCAAGUAGACACCGUAGCUACAACAACAUUCUCAGUAACGGUAACAGAAACGUUUUACUUGCUAUAACCAUGAUGUGGUUGUUUAUCUAGCUUAGUUGAAUGCACUAACUGUAAGCCGCUAGGAUAAGAGUCUGCUAAAUGGACAAAACUGUAAAUAUUAAAAUGAACACCUGCAAAGCACACUAGGUAUUAUUCUAAUGAGCUCCGCCCUCAAACAACUUGUAUUUUAAUCCAAUAUGGCCUAGUUUCGGGGGUUGAGCUCAUUAGAAUAAUGGCCAUUGUGCUUUGCAAGUGUUCAUUUUUACAUGUUCGUCAUUUAAACAGUGUUUCCCAACUACAGUCCUCAAGUACCCCCAACAGUAUACAUUUUCGUUGUAGCCCCGGACAAAGACACAGUUGACAAGUUGAAUCAGGUGUGGUUGUUUGGGGCUACAAUAAAAAUGUGUACUGUUGGGGGUACUCGAGGACUGGAGUUGGGAAACACUGAUUUAGCAGACGGUCUUAUCACAUCAUAAUCGCCACCAGUGUUCUGAUACCAAGGCAGCAAAUAUGGGGUGAUAUGGGGCCACAAAAUUGUGAACCGCUAUACAUUAUUUUUAUAGAAAAGUAUUUUGUAUUUCGAAAAUACAAAUUACAGCUCUCUAAAGUAUCUUGUGUCAAAAUACAUUGGAUUGUAUUUCAGGACAGUGAAAAUAAUAAUGACAAAAUACUCAAAAGUAAUUCAAAUUUGUAUUUCAUAUACAUGUAACAGAAAUACUGCCCCUCUCUGAGUGAUACCAAACAUAAUACUAACUUUAUAGCCUCUCUGGUAAGACUUAGGGAAGACAGCUAUGUGUUAACACUGAUAUCUAGUGGCCACUACAUGUACAAACAACCUGUUGGACAAUGGCCUACAGUCAAUUUGGAAUAAAGUACUAGGCAAUAAUUUAUUGGAAAUUCAAUAGUUAAUUUACCAUUCAUCUAAUCUAAAUCAUCAUCACUAUUUUGUUUAAAUGCAAAAUGUGAAGUGUGUGUGUGCUUGUGUGUGCGUGUAUGUAUAACCUGCCACUCUGUCUCCAGUGCUUUGUGCUGUGGGGGUGGAGACGUUACGACAGGGGGAGUUCCACAGUCUGGCCAUCUACUUGCUGUGAGUACUCCGAUUGGAUAGAUACUUCCUGCUUCACUUGGAUAGGUAACUGUAGAUGCAAACCCCUUAUUUAGUCACACAGUAGUCCCUCUAGACCCCCCACUACUUUAAUAAAGGAAAGAAUGUGUGUUUCAGGUCAAUCUGCACUCACAGUGGAAAAAGAGGAGGGUGGCUGGGUGAGGGGUGGUCUAGGGGGGAGGAUGAUGGGGGAGGCAGGGGAGGAAGGGCAGGGCAAGCAAGAGCAAGGGACCUGGGUUACUGUCCUACUUUGUGUUAUCUCUGUGACCUAUGGCCAAACUCCCAUUGAGCAACACGCACUGCGCAGCACAGAAAAACAUCUCCCUGAGGAGUAGAGAAAUGCAAGACUGUUUAUCACAUGUAUCAACAGUAAAGACAGAGUCUUCUGAUAGGAAAUGUCAUGGGGUAUACUCAGUAUGACAUACUCACUUAAGCUGGUCCAUACAGUGGCUUGCGAAAGUAUUCACCCCCCUUGGCAUUUUUCCUAUUUUGUUGCCUUACAACCUGGAAUUAAAACAGAUUUUUUUGGGAGUUGUAUCAUUUGAUUUACACAACAUGCCUACCACUUUGAAGAAGCAACAUAUUUUUAAAUAAAGAAAUAAGACAACAACACAUAAGCUUGGCACAUCCAGCCACUGGGAUUUUUGCCCAUUCUUCAAGGAAAAACUGCUCCAGCUCCUUCAAGUUGGAUGGGUUCCGCUGGUGUACAACAAUCUUUAAGUCAUACCACAGAUUCUCUAUUGGAUUGAGGUCUGGGCUUUGACUAGGCCAUUCCAAGACAUUUAAAUGUUUCCCCUUAAACCACUCGAGUGUUGCUUUAGCAGUAUGUCUAGGGUCAUUGUCCUGCUGGAAGGUGAACCUCCGUCCCAGUCUCAAAUCUCUGGAAGACUGAAACAGGUUUCCCUCAAUAAUUUCCCUGUAUUUAGCGCCAUCCAUCAUUCUGUCAAUUCUGACAAGUUUCCCAGUCCCUGCCGAUGAAAAACAUCCCCACAGCAUGAUGCUGCCACCACCAUACUUCACUGUGGGGAUGGUGUUCUUGGGGUGAUGAGAGGUGUUGGGUUUGCGCCAGACAGCGUUUUCCUUGAUGGCCAACAAGCUCAAUUUUAUGUUUGGGGGGUCUCCCACAUGCCUUUUGGCGAACACCAAACGUGUUUGCUUAUUUUUUUCUUUAAGCAAUGGCUUUUUUUCUGGCCACUCUUCCGUAAAGCCCAGUUCUGUGGAGUGUAUGGCUUAAAGUGGUCCUAUGGACAGACACUCCAAUCUCCGCUGUGGAGCUUUGCAGCUCCUUCAGGGUUAUCUUUGGUCUCUUUGUUGCCUCUCUGAUUAAUGCCCUCAUUGCCUGCACCGUGAGUUUUGGUGGGUGACCCUCUCUUGGCAGGUUUGUUGUGGUGCCAUAUUCUUUCCAUUUUUUUAUAAUGUAUUUAAAGGUGCUCCGUGGGAUGUUCAAAGUUUCUGAUAUUUUUUUUAACCCAACCCUGAUCUGUACUUCUCCACAACUUUGUCCCUGACCUGUUUAGAGAGCUCCUUGGUCUUCAUGGUGCCGCUUGCUUGGUGGUGCCCCUUGCUUAGUGGUGUUGCAGACUCUGGGGCCUUUCAGAACAGGUGUAUAUUUACUGAGAUCAUGUGACACUUAGAUCACACACAGGUGGACUUUAUUUAAAUAAUGAUGUGACUUCUGAAGGUAAUUUGGUUGCACCAGAUCUUAUUUAGGGGCUUCAUAGCAAAGGGGGUGAAUACAUAUGCACGCACCACUUUUCCGUUAUAAAAAAAAAAAAUUGAAACAAGUAAUUUUUUACGUUUCACUUCACCAAUUUGGAAUAUUUUGUGUAUGUCCAUUACAUGAAAUCCAUUUAAAUUACAGGUUGUAAUGCAACAAAAUAGGAAAAACGCCAAGGGGGAUGAAUACUUUUGCAAGGCACUGUAGUUGUCUGAUCACUAGCAUCUAUUUGUUUCUGAGUCUGUUCUCUGAUCUGUGUGUUGAAUCCCUUAGGGUGUCUGGGGCAGGUAUGAUGGUGUUUGAGGUAGCCUACUUCCUAGAUGCCCUUCUGCAGAUGUGUCUGCCGUGAGUACACUACCCAUAAUCUCCAUCAAAAGGCUUUUUCUAAGUGUGCAUCCAAAAUGGUACUUUAUUCUCUGUUUAGUGCACUAUGGGAGCCAAAGAGCCAGAGUGUUGUAUAGGCGGUGUUUCCCAACUCCAGUCUUCCUGUAUCCCCAACAGUUCAUAUUUUUGUUGUGGCCCGGACAAGCACACUUGAUUGUACUUGUCAACUAAUCAUCAAGCCCUUCACAAGUUGAAGCAGUAGUUUUUGUCCAGGGCUACAACAAAAAUGUGUGCUGUUGGGGGUACUCGAGGACCGGAGUUGGGAAAUAGGGUGCCCUUUGCCUUUUGUAAUCAGAACAAAUGUGUGGCUAUUUAUUUUACAAGUGAAGUGAACAACAAAGCUCCUACAUAAAACUGUCUCCAUCUCUGUCCCAUGCUCUCACCCCUCCUCACCUAUCUCCGCUCCUCAUACCCCCUCCUCUCUCUAGUUGCCCCCCAGGGUGGUGUGUGUUUGUGUUGUGGGGAAAGAUGGCUCGUCUUGGAGGCUUCCAGAAGUUCCUCUACUACUCCAUGAUGUCAGUGGCAUGUUUCCUUCACCCUGUGUUAGUGUGGCACGCUAUUAUACCAGGUAACACCACCACCAGGUAACAACAAUACCUAACCAUGGCAUUAUCCUUGCCUAACCAUUACUACUGUUCAGGUAAUACUACAAACGUAUUACAUUUAAUAAAAGGUUAAGGUACUUCACAAACAUUGACACUUGCCCAGCAUUUUAGAGUCAGUUUAAAUUAAAAACGUUUCUCCAGUCUGAAAACGUCUCCUCUUUGAUUCCAGGCACCAUGCUCCUGGUCACAGCCUUCUUCAACUUCAUCCUCAGCAAAAAGACCCAAACAGCGUCCCCUAAAGACCUGGAGAACAAUGUAGGGAUAACGUCUGUGUGUGUGUCUGAGAGAGGAGGGACAGAACACACCUUCUCCUUCCUCCACAUCGCGAUGGGGAAUAGAGGGGCAGGGCUGUCCAUCGUACCCAGGGAGAGUGCCUUGGGAGUGGGGGAGAGAGGAGAGAGCAGCCGGGCCAUGCUGGAGGUAGAGAUGGAGCAGCCAUGGUCAGAGCUGGAGCGAGGGAGGAACAAAUGA
Molecule: messenger RNA, 16557 nt
Organism: Coregonus sp. 'balchen'
Lineage: Eukaryota; Metazoa; Chordata; Actinopteri; Salmoniformes; Salmonidae
Source: the annotation of a GenBank genome assembly